UCUGUGUUGGUGGGGAGUGUGUGUACUUUUAUAUACAUUUAAAAAAAAACGAUUUUUUUUCCCUUGCCGUCCUUUCCAGUUCGCGUGUCACCAUUUCCUCCAAAAACGAGCCGGACUUUUUAGCGCGAGCUUCCCGGGUGCUCCACAGCAAGCGAAUUAUUGGCGCGGUCGUGGGCAUCGUCAUGAUCGUGGCGCUGGUCAUCGCAAUUCCGCUUCUGGUCCAGACCUCAGUGGUUUCAGCGCACUACGAAAUGAUGGGAACUUGCCGGAUGAUCUGUGAUCCGUACAACCCCAAACCAAGCGCUACGGCGCUUGAGGUGAUGCAGGAUCUCAGUGCCAUCCCACCAUCUUUCGCUCAAGGGACUAGAGGGGAACCGGGCCGUCCGGGCAAACCGGGACCCAGGGGUCCACCUGGCGAACCGGGUCCACCUGGUCCAAGGGGACCACCUGGAGACUCCGGCAAACCUGGAUUUACCGGCAUCACUUCGGGAACGGCGAGGACUGAGACAGGUGAUGUUGGUCCAGCGCUGGGGAACGUCAAGAUCGCGUUUUAUGUGGGUCUCAAGAACCCUCACGAAGGCUACGAAGUGCUCCGGUUUGAUGAUGUUGUAACAAAUGUCGGAAAUCACUAUGAUCCCACUACUGGCAAGUUUACGUGUCAGGUGUCGGGGAUUUACUACUUCACCUACCAUGUGCUGAUGCGCGGCGGGGACGGAACAAGCAUGUGGGCAGACCUCUGUAAAAAUGGACAGGUUCGGGCGAGCGCCAUCGCACAAGACGCCGAUCAGAACUACGACUACGCGAGCAACAGUGUCGUCCUGCACCUGGACUCUGGCGACGAGAUUUAUGUCAAACUCGACGGCGGAAAGGCGCACGGAGGAAACAACAACAAAUACAGUACAUUUUCUGGUUUCAUUCUGUAUCCAGACUGAGCCGCCCUCUUCGUUUCAAACUGACUGUUGAUGAAUCUCCUCUCUUCGCGCGGCACACUCUCGGCACUUCUUUGUCAUUCCUGUCCGUAGUGUCGCUGGGAAUAUAAGGGUCAUCUGAACUCAGCGCCAGUGUGAGAAUAUGUUGUCUGAAUUUGUCCCUUUUUGUUUAACGAUGUCUUGUGUUUGGCUAAUAUACCCAAUUAAAAGAAGCGCGUUAAUUAUA
Molecule: messenger RNA, 1155 nt
Organism: Labeo rohita (rohu)
Lineage: Eukaryota; Metazoa; Chordata; Actinopteri; Cypriniformes; Cyprinidae
Gene: c1ql2
Product: complement component 1, q subcomponent-like 2
Exons: 2
Coding region: 183-932 (249 amino acids)
Molecular function (GO): protein binding
Source: RefSeq, a predicted model, not a curated record